AUGAAGCUCAGCAUAACGCAGAUGCCCUUCGUAGAGGAGGUAAAGAACCCCGAGGCCAUCGAGGCUGCCAAGCCCAGCAAGGCCGCAGACAAAACCAUUGGCAAGGCCUCUGUCACCGGGAAGACCGCGACCACGGCUGCCGCGCAACACAAGAAGGCGCGCCGUGACCUUCGCCCUCGUCCUCAGCAUGCGACCCUUCUCGACACCACAGACGAUGACAACUACGAUGACUGCUGGCUUCCCGAGUACGAGGAUCCGCGUCCCACGGACAAGGUCGUUGACAAUGACUGGGUCAGUGUCAAGAAACCGGCUUCGGGUCGUUGA
This is a messenger RNA of Colletotrichum spaethianum, 324 nucleotides long. RefSeq lists its product as uncharacterized. The record is from RefSeq and is a predicted model, not a curated record. The transcript has a single exon. Bases 1 to 324 code for a protein of 107 amino acids. NCBI's taxonomy places the organism in Eukaryota, Fungi, Ascomycota, Sordariomycetes, Glomerellales, Glomerellaceae.